AUGGAGAGCGUUGCAGGCCUCUGGCCUUGGGUGCUGGCUGCGCUCUGCCUGCCAGGUUUGAUCCUCGGAGCACCCUCAACUUCCAGUUGCCAAGGAGCCUGUGAGUCCAGCUCCCCAGAAGGCCUCCUCUCUGAGGAGACCCAGAUGUCCUGGGACAAGGACAUCCCUGCAAUUAACCAAGAGCUCAUCCCAGAGGAAACCCCAGAGAGCAGCUUUCUCCUUGAGGGGGACAUCAUCCGACCGAGUCCCUUCCGGCUGUUGUCAGCUGCCAGUAACAAGUGGCCCAAGAGUAGCAGUGGCUUUGUGGAGAUCCCCUUCCUGCUCUCCAGCGAGUACAAUGAGCUCAGCCGGCAGGUCAUCCUGAAGGCAUUUGUUGAGUUUGAGCACUUAACGUGCAUCAGAUUUGUCUCCUACCAGGGCCAGAGAGACUUCAUUUCCAUUGUCCCAAUGUCUGGGUGCUUCUCCAAUGUGGGGCGCAGUGGAGGGAUGCAGGUGGUGUCCUUGGCACCUGCUUGUCUCCAGAGGGGCCUGGGCAUCGUGCUUCAUGAGCUUAUGCACGUGCUGGGCUUUUGGCAUGAGCAUGCCCGGGCCGACCGGGACCGCUAUAUCCGUGUCAACUGGAAUGAGAUCCUCCCAGGCUAUGAAAUCAACUUCCUCAAGUCUCAGAGCAGUAACAUGCUGGUGCCCUAUGACUAUUCAUCAGUGAUGCACUAUGGGAGGCUUGCCUUCAGCCGGCGUGGGAUUCCCACCAUCCUGCCACUCUGGGACCCCAGUAUCCACAUUGGCCAGCGAUGGAACCUGAGUGCCUUGGAUGUCACACGGGUCCUCAGGCUUUAUGACUGCAGACCAAGUGGUCAAAGCCCCCCUGGUAGAGGCUUCCAGGCCCACAGCAGUGGAAGGAGCCCCACUCCUGCUUCCAGGCCGUACUUGCAGAGGCUUCUGAAGGCAUUGCUGGUGGAAUCCAGGAGUUCUCACCCCAGUGGCUCUAAGGUUGGAGACCAGCAUAUUGCUGGAGGAUCUGGAGAGAUCUUCUUCCCCUCUACUCAGGAGUUCAGUGUGGAGGACCUUGCAAGGCCACCUCAGGCCCCAGCAUCCACCUCAAGCUCAAGGCCUGGAGCAGGCGCUCCUGGUGGUGGUCUGGAGUGGCCUUGA
Orycteropus afer afer is the source of this 1152-nucleotide messenger RNA. RefSeq names its product astacin like metalloendopeptidase (gene ASTL). Gene Ontology annotation, molecular function: zinc ion binding; metalloendopeptidase activity. The record is from RefSeq and is a predicted model, not a curated record. Lineage: Eukaryota; Metazoa; Chordata; Mammalia; Tubulidentata; Orycteropodidae. The transcript has 9 exons. The coding region runs from base 1 to 1152 and encodes 383 amino acids. Gene Ontology annotation, biological process: proteolysis.